Messenger RNA from Lemur catta (Ring-tailed lemur), 998 nucleotides. RefSeq names its product putative N-acetyltransferase 8B. Gene Ontology annotation, molecular function: N-acetyltransferase activity. NCBI's taxonomy places the organism in Eukaryota, Metazoa, Chordata, Mammalia, Primates, Lemuridae. Bases 213 to 896 code for a protein of 227 amino acids. The record is from RefSeq and is a predicted model, not a curated record. The transcript has 2 exons.
CAGGAGCCAGCCAGUGAGGGGACUGAGCAUCCACGCCUGUCCCGGAGGUGUGGCAGGCCCUGGACAGUCUCUCCUGGAAGCCCUGAGAGGCUGAGGGCUGAGGCUGUGCCGGACACUCAAGGCUCCCGCGGUGGCAGGACUGCCGGGAAGGCGUGCAGGAACUCCUGACUGUCUCUGUUGGACCCUGAGAUUGAAGACACAGAGGUCUCCCGAUGGCUCCUUAUCUCAUCCGCAAAUACCAGGAGAGCGACCGCAAGUGGGUGGUGGGCUUGCUCUCCCGGGGGAUGACCGAGCACAUUCCCACCACUUUCCGCCACAUGCUGAAGCUGCCCCGGACUGUCUUGCUCUUAUCCGGGGGUCCCCUGGCCUUACUCCUGCUCUCUGGCUCCUGGCUCCUGGCUCUCACUUUCAGCCUCGCCCUCCUGCCUGUCUUGUGGUUCCUUGCUGGACGUCCCUGGAGGGAGUACGUAGACACGGCUUUGCGCACAGACAUGGCUGACAUCACCAAAUCCUACCUGAGUGAGCCUGGCUCCUGCUUCUGGGUGGCUGAGUCUGAGAAGAGGGUGGUGGGCACAGUGGGAGCUCUGCCCGUUGACGACCCCACUUUGCAGGAGAAGCGGUUGCAGCUGUUUCACCUCAUUGUGUCCCCUGAGCACCGUGGUCAAGGGAUAGCAAAAGCCCUGAUCAGGACUGUCCUCCAGUUUGCCCGGGACCAGGGGUAUGGUGAAGUUGUCCUUGACACCAGCAUAUUGCAGCCAUCUGCCCUGGGCCUCUACCAGGGCGUGGGCUUCCAGAAGACGGGCCAGUCAUUCCACAGCAUGAGUGCGUGGCUAGUGGAUCUUCAGGAAGUUCAUUUCAUCUACCGCCUCCCUUCUGCUCAGGCGGGGGGCCGGUGAUCUCCUUCUUUGUGUAUCAGUCAGGAGAGGAUCCUCAGUGCUGGAGCAACAAGCAAAGCUGACCUUUCAGUGCUCACACAAUAAAAGCUUACUGACCAUUCA